Messenger RNA from Oikopleura dioica, 2964 nucleotides. NCBI's taxonomy places the organism in Eukaryota, Metazoa, Chordata, Appendicularia, Copelata, Oikopleuridae. The record is from the annotation of a GenBank genome assembly.
AUGGUCUACCUCGAUUUUGACGGAUCAUCUUGUGGCGCUACCUUGAUUCAUCCGAAAUAUAUCUUGACGGCCGUUCACUGUGUUUACCGGAAACCACUUCCGAGAAUAAUUAUCGGUGCGCAUGAUAAAACAGAUGCAGGGAAUCUACAAGGAAAAGCGAAAAGGAUUAUUCUUUUUCCUCAGUUCUACAAACCAAUUGAUUACAACAACGACAUCGCCAUCAUCGAGCUCGAACAAGAAAUCCAAAUCACCGACCGCGUGCGACCAAUUUGCCUCCCUCCAAAAGACUCCUUUAUCAACCCUUCUGUCGAGGGAACAACAUGCGUCGCCGCUGGCUGGGGCAGUCUUUCUGCCAAGAAAACGAUUCUACCCGACAAGCUGCAUGAUGUGGACAUAGAACUGAUCGAGCGAGACACCUGUCUGCAAAUUCCGGGUUAUACGAAUCAAAUUUCGGAAAAGAUGAUUUGUGGCGGUCAUUUGGAAGGCGGCAAGGAUUCCUGUCAAGGCGACUCCGGUGGCCCCCUUAUGUGCCAACUAAGUGGUCCAGGUUCUCCAUGGGUUAUUUACGGAAUCACAAGCUGGGGAGUAGGCUGUGCGAGAGCGUAUACACCUGGAGUGUAUGUCAAAGUCUCUGUUUUUAUCGACUGGAUUGGAGAAGAGACGGGAGUGAAGCCUGGUUUGGAAGUUGGAAGUUAUAGAAAUUUGCUCCCUUUUGAACCAAAUGUCAAAACAAUCAAAGAAAUCCAAGAAGAAUCAGCGAAUCCACUUGCCAACGCAAAUUUCGCCUCUAGUUUUCAAUCCGAGGCAGACACUUGGGAGCUCCAGAAUCAUGUGAUUAGUCAGAAAGUCUGUGGUGGCGAGCUUUAUGGGCCUUCAGGAGUGAUUACUUCUGAUGGUUACCCUUAUCGAUAUCAACCGAAUCAGAGUUGCAAGUGGGUCAUUUCAGCGAGGAAUCCGGCUAAUAAAAUUGUUCUGAAGUUCAAAAUUCUCGAUCUCGAUCAUCCUCGCGAAUGCUUCCUGAACGACAACAUCCUGGUCUUCGACUCAAACAACCUCAUCAUCGGAACUGCCCAAUGCUACCUCGCUCCUCGAACAACUUGGACAGUUUCUUCAAAGGGCUUUCUGACGCUUUACUUCAACACGAAUCAGAAAGACGAGGGAACGGGCUUUAUGGUCGAGUAUCUCGAAGAAAGUGACAAGGAAGAAGAGCAUGAGAGGAAUUUGAUGGCGACGAGAACAUGCGAUGAAAACUGGCUUUUAGAGUCGCAUUCUACAGAUAUCAAACAAUUUUCAUCACCAGCGUGGAGCCUAAUUAUGGUCCUUAAUUUCGAUUCAAAAAAAUCAAAGAAGAAAGAGAUCGACCCUAUGUCGGUAAAAAAGCUCGAGCCUCCCUCUGUGUCGAAGAAAGAAAUAGAUUUUGAUCCAACAAACAUGUGGCAUAUUGAAGCAAUCACAGGGCCAAUCAAGUAUCACGACAGAAUUCUCAAGAAGACAGAGGAAAACGGUGUGGAGAAGAGGGUUGGUUUUCACUGCACUUUUGAGUCGGGAAAAUUGUGCAGAGAGUGGUCGGGGCUGGAUUUGAGGAUGCAGUAUUUUAUGAAACUGGUUAAGAAAGAAAAUGAAGAAGCUGAAGUUUAUGAUUUUACGAGCAUUCUCACUGGCCCACGAGUCGACCACACUCACAAAAGCAUCGGAGGCCGCUAUGUCGUGGCCAGCAUGAAUGAGGGAAGAGAAAACGACGUCUUUAUCCUUGCCUCUCCGACGAUCAAAUUCACCGAGCCCGUCUACUGCCUGAAGUACUGGUACCUCGCUUACGGAGAAGUAACUCGAGAGUUGAAAGUUACGCUUUUUUCCGCGACGAGUAAUGAUCGACAAGACCUUCGAACGACAUUUGAAAGAUCGGAAAAUGUGAUCGACUGGAAAUUUGCGCAAAUCAAAAUCGACGCUGUCCAUUUGACGGAACCACUUCAAGAAGCUGUUUUUGUUUUUCAUACAAAAAGGGGGGCCGAUUUUCGAUCAGACAUCGCCAUCGACGAUAUUCAACUGGAUCCAGAAGCUUGUCCACUUUUUCCAAUGCCGCCGCCGAAGACGACUCCGGCUCCAACUGGGCCCACUACUGCUUGGACUCCAGUCGCCCUAACGACAAAGGCGUUUGCAACGCGAAAACCCCUCCAACUCGCGAAGAAAUUCAAGCCAAUGGUUCACCAAUUCGCCUAUAACGACGCAGGAUUCCAGCCGCUCAGAAGACAAAAGCUACCGCCGACAAAAUAUGGCUGCGGAGAAGGGUACGUUCUUGAGCCGUUGUACGGAGUUUGCUGUGGAAACAUUCAUUUUUCAAAGUCAAAUGGGCCGAAAUGCUGUGAAUUGGAGGGAGGAAGUUUUAUGACAUAUCAACCGAGAAAACAAAUUUGCUGUGCUGGAAAACUUUUUGACUCUCGAAAAUUCGGCUGUUGCAACGAUCAAGCUUUUGAAAAACGGAGUCAAUUUUGCUGCGGCGAGGAAAUUCGAGAGAGAUCGGAACCAGAGCGCUGCUGUGUUUCCACUCUCGGGUGGAUAACUGACUAUAAUCCGAAAGAAAAGCAGUGUUGUAAGGGUUCUGUCGGAAGUCUUGACAGAGUUUGCUGCGGUGGUGAUUUGAUUCCUAACGACGAGAGAUGCUGCCAUCAGAGCGUUACCCCAUCUCCUUCUUGGCGCCUCAACGGCGUCCGUUACAAUCCUUCUAGCUCAAAGAGAUGCUGCAGAUCCCCUGACCUUUCAAAGUCGUUUCACAAGGCUGCCAUUCAAGAUAGCGAAGAAGAAAUCUGCUGCGCUGGAAACGUCGCAAGCAAGCGCGACAACAUCUGCAAAAUCAACGCCGUCGGGGAAGAGUACAUGAGUAGAAGAUAUCCGGACUAUUUCGUCGAUUUUAUAUUUGAAGAUCCCUCGGAAUUUAUUUUGGACCAAUUCAGAGGAACGAACUUUUGA